AGACACGAAGGGGCACGCUUUCGACCGAAGGUCGACGACGGCACCGACUCUCUUUCUCUCUCUACACGGAGCACAGUUCUAGUCGCGUCUUCCCCCCGCCCUGACAGUUUCUCUCUCUAGACCAUCGUCGCCGUCGCCGUCUUCAUCGAGAGGAAGAGGAGUAGGCCUCGCCCCUGACCCGGCUUCCUCUCCGCCCCCUCCCCUGCGCGUCGACCUCUGACUCUGCCGAAUUCCGUUUCUCCCGCCGAGUAGAUGGAGCAGUCUCUGUUGUCUCUCACGCAUAAAGGAUCGAUACUAGAAGCAAUUUCUGAAGCCAAAAUACAGAGGAAACUUUUCGUUGUCUACAUUUCAGGUGAAGAUGGUGAAUCAGCACGAAUGGAAGAAACUACUUGGAGGGAUUUCCGUGUGUCAGAGUCACUGUCCAAGUACUGCAUCUUUCUUCAUGUCCUCGAAGGAAGUACAGAUGCCACUAACUUCUCGAAAAUAUAUCCCCAGGGAUCUGUUCCUUGCAUUACAGCUGUUGGGUAUAAUGGUGUGAAACUUUGGGAAAAUGAGGGAUUUAUCAGUGCUGAAGAUCUAGCAUUAGGCCUUGAAAAGGCAUGGUUGAGUCUACAUAUUCAGGAAACAACUGCUAGUGUUUUGACUGCAGCACUCGCUGCUAGAAAUUCUGAACCAUCUGGUUCUCAUGCUUCAAGUACGGCUUCAAUAGAGCAAGGUAGUUCUUCAAGAACAGCUGUUAAUGCUUCAUCUGACGAGCACAAUCAAGGGUCUGAUACUGUACCUUUCGUGUCCACUGAGAUACUCGAGGAAAAAAGAUGCUGUGAAGACAUUGCUGAGAAAAUUGAUGAUGACAAGCCAUCUUUAAAGGCAGACUUUCAAGAUGACUCAGGGAGUCUUGGGGAUGAGAAAUCCUCUUCUUCAGUUGGGGCAUCUAAAGGAUCAGGAGAUCCUAGUUCAUCUGAUCUUGGCAACAACUCAGAUGAUCACAAGUCUUCCCACAUUGAAAAAAGAAAUUAUGUCUCAGAGGAAGCUGCGAAAUGCUCAUUGGAGAUUUCAGAAAUCCCAGAGUCAAACUCUAAAGAAUCAAAUGUAACUUCAUCAGAGGAAAAGCCUCGUUCUGUGGAGGAUGUAGAUGUUGAUUUGACUUGCAAACGUCCCAGUAGUAGUCAAUCAAUGGAUGUCCAUUUAAAUAUCCGCUUGCCCAACAGUAUAAGUCUUCAACACAAGUUCUCUGUGACAAACUCUUUGAGAGCGGUCAAAGAGUAUGUGAAUGAAAAUCAAGAUAGUAACUUUCACUCCUACAAUUUGGCCAUUCCAUAUCCUCGAAAGAUAUUUACUGAUCAAGAUUUGGACAGAUCUUUGUUGGAGCUGGAACUGGUUGGUAGACAAGCAUUGAUAGUGGUUCCGCUAGAAAGAGGUACAAAUCAUAAUAGAGGAGGUUCCCUGUCCCAGCACCAACCAAGUUCAACUGAUGAUUCUUCUGAUGGAAAUAAUGGAGGAUACUUUGGAAUUGUGAGAAGGAUCUUGUCCUACGUGAAUCCACUUUCUUAUCUUGGAGGUGCAUUCCGCUCAUCAGAUCCUAAUCUUCCCCCUCAAAAUAACUCGACAAGAACAGAAGGACGGAAUCUCCGUGACUCGACAAAUCAGAACACUUCCACGGGAAGCAGAACUGAGGGCGGGAGCAGGAGAACAAUGUCAUCCCCUUUUGGUAGCAACAUACAUACUCUGAAGCAUGACGAAGAUGAUAAUCGUUUCAGCGAUAGAAAUUCUUUCUGGAAUGGGAACUCUACGCAGUAUGGCGGCAAUGGCGAUGAAAGAUAGGAUGUGAUUAUAUGAAUAUGUUAAUGUUUUUGUUUUCCUCUUGUUUCUUUUUCAGGCCGGUGUUAAUGGUAUAUACAGAUGUGAAAUAAUGGAGUCGGGAUGGAUGCUUGAUCAGUGAUGUUCAGAUCUUCCUAUAGUGAAAUUGCAAUAUAUAAUCCAAAAUUUGUGAAGUUGGUUGGUG
Messenger RNA from Eucalyptus grandis, 2002 nucleotides. Its product is annotated as plant UBX domain-containing protein 11. The transcript is spliced from 10 exons. The record is from RefSeq and is a predicted model, not a curated record. NCBI's taxonomy places the organism in Eukaryota, Viridiplantae, Streptophyta, Magnoliopsida, Myrtales, Myrtaceae. Gene Ontology annotation, molecular function: protein binding. Bases 253 to 1821 code for a protein of 522 amino acids.